UGUUAAAUGAAUUUGAGAUCAAAAUAUUGUUGUAUGAUUAUCCAAGUGCACCAUGCACCUAUUGUUCAAUGCUUAUGAUGGGGCCUUCUGUUAGGUGGGUACCUUAUGAUCCAAGUGAAUCUUACACACUUUCCCCGGGAAUAUUGACCUUUCUUAAACAUUUAUCGAUAUUAAUAUUAAUAUUAUUUGUAUUGGGUAUUUUACACAGUACUAGCUCAACAAAAUCAACCAAGAUGGCAAGGUAA
Molecule: messenger RNA, 245 nt
Organism: Entrophospora candida
Lineage: Eukaryota; Fungi; Glomeromycota; Glomeromycetes; Entrophosporales; Entrophosporaceae
Source: the annotation of a GenBank genome assembly